This is a messenger RNA of Vigna radiata var. radiata (mung bean), 1533 nucleotides long. RefSeq lists its product as uncharacterized. Lineage: Eukaryota; Viridiplantae; Streptophyta; Magnoliopsida; Fabales; Fabaceae. The record is from RefSeq and is a predicted model, not a curated record. Bases 1 to 1533 code for a protein of 510 amino acids. The transcript is spliced from 2 exons.
AUGGACGAAGUUGGUGAUAAGUUGGACACACAUGAUGAAGUGGAGGUGGAGGAAGUGGAGGUGGAGGCAGUUGAGGAAGUUGAGGUGGAGGAAGUGGAGGUGAAGGGAGUAGGUGCAGUGGUGGUGGAGGAAGUGGAGGAAGUUGGUGUAGUGGAGGCGGAGGAAGUAGGUGCAGUGGUGGCGGAGGAAGUGGAGGAAGUUGAAGUGGAGUCUUUGGAUGAAAUACAAAACAGUAGUGAGGAAGAAGUGGAAGUGGAUGAAGUACAAAAUAGUAGUGAGGAAGAAGUGGAAGUGGAUGAAGUACAAAAUAGUAGUCAGGAAGAAGUGGAAGUGGAUGAAGUGCAAGUGCAAAACAAUAGUGAGGAUAGUGAUGAAGAUUACAUGGUUGAAGAUAUUGGAAGGGGGUUGUCUGAUGAUGAUUCUGAGGCAGAAGAGCUGUUAACUCCAGAAAAUAGUGGUAGUGAGGAGGAUGACAAUGUAGACAAACCAAGUCGAUGUCCGUUUCCUACAUUUGGAAAGAAAAAGUCAAUGGUAGAUUACAAAUGGGAAGUUGGUACUAUUUUUAAUGAUAAGGAGGAUUUUAAGGAAGCAAUUAGAAACUAUGCUAUUCAUACUGGGAGAGAUCUUAAGUUUGUAAAGAAUGAUAAGCGUAGGGUUCGGGUGAGAUGCAUGGGUGCGCAAAAAAAGUGCCCAUGGGUAGCUUACAUAGGAUAUUUGCCAUCAAGAAAGAUUUGGCAGUUAAGGAAGAUUCUUGAUACCCAUGCUUGCAGCAGACAACUAAACAUUAAAAUGAUGAAUAGUAAGUGGUUGAGUCAUGAAGUAGAUAAGGUGUUGCAUGAUAAUCCAACUAUAAAGGUUCAAGAUAUACGUAAUAAAGCACUAAGGAAAUGGAACACCAAGGUAUCAAUUUCCAAAGCAAGAAGGGCCAAGUUAAUGGCAACAAAUGAACGUGAAGGAGAUUUUAAAGAGCAACUUAGAAGGAUUCAUGACUACGGACAAGAGGUUUUGAGAAGUAACCCGGGGUCAACUGUUAAGAUUAAAGUGAACAGUGAUAAUGGUGAUGCCAUCUUUGAAAGAAUUUAUGUAUGUCUGAACGCAUGUAAGAAGAGUUUCGUAAGUUGCAGGCCCAUCAUCUUUUUAGAUGGUUAUUUCUUGAAAGGUCUAUAUAAGGGCGAGUUGCUUACAGCAGUUGGUAGGGAUCCAAAUGACCAAAUGCUUCCCAUAGCAUAUGCAGUAGUUGAAGUUGAAAAUAAAGAUAGUUGGAGUUNGUUUUUGAAAUUAUUGAUUGAAGACCUUGGUGGUGAUGAAAUAUGUCGAGCAUGCACGUGGAUGUCUGACCAACAAAAGGGGUUGGUACAUGCUAUUGAAGAGCUUUUGCCUAAGGCAGAACAAAGAUUCUGCAUCAGGCACCUUUAUGCUAACUUCAGGAAGAAGUUUAGUGGUCAAAUAUUGAAGAACUUGAUGUGGAGUGCUGCAACAAGCACGUACCCCCAGGCUUGGGAGAGAGAUGCUGAAUAUGAGAGCAGUGAAUGA